AUGAAGCCAUCGUCUGGUAAAAUAAAUCCCGAUUUAGCCCGUGAACGAGGAAAAGCAUCCUUUGACACAAGGGAACUAACUUACUUGCUUUAUGGAGGCCGAGAGAGAACAGAGCGUAAGAAAUUCUUAGGUGAGAAUAUCGACUGAUGGUUAUAGCUGUGAGGUUGGCAUUAGCGUUAGAUGGCAUUUGGAUAAAUAAUUUCUGAUAAUUGCUUUAAUCAGGUAAUUGGGGAGAACGUGGCAAACGCAUCAGCAUCGAACGCGAUCAAAUGCGAAAUGCAGUGUUCGCAUUGAAAUCGACAUUCCAGUUCGAGAAAUGUCACGCGAACCGAGACCCUUGCAAAGUCGACCUUAGACCUGACACACUUGAGUGACACAUAACCUGCUGUCUAUGUGAUAUUUAGACUAUGAGCUCGAGAUUUCUAUCGCUUGACAACUGUGAUGAGGGUGAAGCCCAAAUUGACCAUCACGCAUAGAAAUCUAGAGCAAGUAGUCCUAUUGUUUUUGUUUAAAACCUCAAGAUCAUGGUUUUUAUUUUUUAUAUAUAUGUAUUUUUUUUCAAGUGCACACUUUUUGCUACUCUGUUUACUCUCUACCUGUCACAGAAUAGAUAGUGAGUACUUCAGCCAAUCAGAUUACAGCCCUUGUGAUGGAACAGUGGUAGACUUAGCUUGUCAAAUUACUCUGCUUGUACAUUCAACUUUUUCUGUUUUUUUCGGGUGAAGGCUCAAAUUUUUCUGCUAUGUAAUUGGCCUUUGGAUAUUAACUGGUUUGAGGUUAAAGUUGUGAAUCAGCAGUCAUGGCUUAAGAGUUUUCAGCAGGUAUAGAUACAGUUACAUGUAUGAGAGGAUGCAUUGCCAAGCAAUUACUGUGCUAUCUGACUCUGGAUUGCAAGGUCUGGGUUUAGGGUGGAGAGGGUCAUUUUGUCAUGUUCAUGGGCUAGACAUGUCACUGUUUUAGAGUCUCUCUCUGCCCAGUGGUUCAUAUAAGGACCACGUGUCUGACAGGAGAAAGGUUGAGGCAGGGUGAUUGAAGGGAGGAGAUGGGGGGAGGUUAGGAUCAACUGUGCUGCAGUACUACAUAGCUACUUUGAGGGAGUAGCACUGUAGUAUUGUACCUUAUUCAACUUGUAAACUGAAAGUGGAGUUAGAUUUGGCAAGAUAUAUGUGUUGACUUUUCAGUUGAAUUUACCUUUUCAUGGAUGCAUUUAAUACUUAUAGUGGACUUAUCGCAUUAAAAUGGUAGUAGGAACUGCCAGAGGGACUUUCCUCCCCUGUUUAAUGACCCUGGGACAUGUUUGAACCCUGAUACAAGAAGACAUCAACAUAGGGGGGCAACCCAUGCUGGGGUGGGGUCCUGGGGUGCCUGUUAAACCCCCCUCCCCCACACACAUUUGUAAGCAAACAACCUACAAUAUUAAGGUGACAAAAACUGGUGAAAACCCUCUAUUUGACACAUUGUGACCCCCUUCCUAUGAAAAAUCCUGUCAAUGCCCCUGAUGUAACCAAUUGUCUGCCCUGCAUGUUCAAUAUUUAUGAUAAAAUCUGUUUUUAGUUAGCUUUUAAUUAAAGGUUUUUGUUAUCAAAAUUUCUUUUCCCUUUUAUUCAAUUGAAGAGUCAUUGGUAGAGAAGGAUCCUGUGUUUAGCAAAGAAGAUGAUUACAUCCUGGAUCGCAGACGUGCUUAUGAGAGAGGUUUACAGAAAGGAUUAAGAAUUGUAGAGCUAGUGAAAGAACAUCAGAUAACUGAUCCUAACGAACAAAGCAUUUUAGGAAGGUAUAGAUAGUGCAUUUUAAACAAAGGAGAAAGUAUGACAUGACCAUUACUGGUUUAUAAAAAGCAUGAACACUACUGAUAAAUGCUGUGGGCCACAAUCACUUGAUUUCUGCCGCUAACUGAUGAGUACAGUCAUUGUUUAUGCCUAAGUGUGGGGUCCUUCUCAGUCAGCAACAGACUUAAUGAGCAUAAUUGCAGGGGUAAACAGCAACUUUCAGGCAAGCUAAGAUUAAAGAACUCUCAGCUGACUAUGAUUACAACCUACUUGUUUUUAGCCAAGUCAAUGCUUCAGUAACAGAUGGGACAAAAUUCAGCUACUCCUUAUUCAUAGGGUAGUCACCAAUUUUAGAACUUUCUGACAUGACUGUUUAAAAGGGAUCAUGGAGAAGUACUAUGUUUCUGAUAAGAUUUCAAUUCCACAUACACAUGUAACUGAAAACUUGUGUAAUUGUAAUACAAAAUAUAAAUCUGGUAAAUCAUGAUGGGAUAUAUAUACAAACUUACAGGCUAUCAACUCUUUCUCUAGGAGCACACAAACCCACCUGCCACACACCUUGCAUAAAGGGAUGUUCAUUCCUACCAUAAAGGUACCUCAAAUUGUUCAUAUUUAUUGAAAAAAGCACAAACUGACUCCAAAAAAAAUUGAUACCCUUCUGAAUUAGUUCAUAAUUCUGUAACACUCUUAAACAUCUCAAUUUCAGAAAUUUAUUUUAGUCAGAAAUAGAUAAUAAUGAAAAAGGCUGACAGCUAUGAAACGCAAAUGUUUCAUUAUGUUGCAAAUGGAAUGACACAACAUUCUUUCUGAUAGACCUUAUAAUUUAUCUCAAAUAUUUUUGUAGAGCAUACCUGUAAUAAGAGGUACAGGAGAGUAAGCUAAGGACUGAAUGCUAGGGGGGUUGGGAAAUGUCCUCAUUCUCUGUGGAACCUGCCUCAUGCUUCUUUUGUUAGUUGCUGAAAAUUACAGUUAUGAACAGACUGAUUAUAUGUUCAUUCUUUACUGUGAAUAUAUGAAAAUCAUUAUGUGAACUGCAGAUUAAGAAAUGAAUAUGAAAGCAAUCUUUGCAGUAGUGAAUGCUACUUAACUGAGCAGAAAUGAAGAUAAGGCCUGAAAAAAUUCAGUCCUGUACAAGAUUUGAACAUUAUUCAUCACUUCACGGGUUUAUUACGAAGCAAAAAUAUGACCAGCUCCCAGUUGGCUUUUUAUGUUGUUACUUCAGUUGGAAGAGUACUACACUGGUAUCACAUAGGUGAUGGGUUCAAAUCCUAUACCUGAAUUUUUUCAGGCAUUAUUUCCACUUCUGCUUAAGCAGUCUUCAUUACUGCAAGAAGGCUUUUAUAUAAAUGUACUUUCUUUCUUCUGUCAAUUAAGGGACAAGGAAGUGAAGAACAAAAAGCAAAAUGGCUGCCUCUUGCAGAGUCCUUUCAGAUAAUAGGAACAUAUGCCCAGACUGAAAUUGGCCAUGGUGAGUAUGAAGGUCUAUGAACAAAUUCUCCUUGUCAGCAUCUUAUGAAAUGUAUAGAGAACAAUAUGGAGAAUAUGCAUACUGAUGUUAGGGAGGAAAAGGUUAGGUAUUUGGCAUUUAGUAAUUUGAUGAAUUAUCUUAUGCAUAAAUUAUAUUUUCAGGAACUUUUGUGCGUGGCCUGGAGACAAUAGCAACAUAUGAUAAGACCACACAGGAGUUUAUUAUUCACUCGCCAACUCAUUCAGCCUGUAAAUGGUGGCCUGGAAAUCGUAUGUUCGAAAUUAUAUUAUAUAUGGAUGCAUUUUAAAGAUUUGGUUAGAGAAGAUACUUAAGUACCAGGGGAUGAGGAGGAGUUGUGGGCGAGAAGGGAUUGGGACAAGAGAGGGUGUUUCUCUACCUAGACGGCUGUUUUCGUUCAAUCGCCAAGUCUUGAAUGACCUUAUGUAAAAAAAUAAUAAUAAUAAUUUAAAAAAAAAAAAGGAACUUGCCCCUGUAGAUUCAUCAUUGUGGUUAAAUUUAUUGCUUGAACUCUUUAGUAAUCUGUACUUAACGCUAUACUACUUCCAUUCUGAAGUAUUGAUUUAAAUGUCAGUUUUUUGUUUGCUUUUUUUCGUCAUGGUUGAAUAACCCGCGUGAAAAAAGCAGAGUAAUUUACUUUUGCAGAUUUAUGGGUGCGAAUAAAUUUAUCGCCUAAACUCUGUCCUUUCUUAAUGUUAUGCUACAGUGCUUCCAUUUUAAAAUGUUGAUUUAAAAUGUUUUCUAGUGGGAAAAACUUCUAAUUUUGCGACCGUGCCCGCAAGGCUGAUUGUUGAUGGAACUGAUCGUGGAAUUCAGAUGUUUCUAGUUCAGUUACGAGAUCUGGAGACUCAUCAACCUUUGCCAGGUAAGGGAUCUCUCUCUGUUCCUGUUGGAAAGCAAAGGAAAAAAAAAAUGGAAAAUGCAGACACUCACGUCCACUCCACAGGCCCCCAAAUUCAUGACGAAACGAACCUGAAGAGGACUUUUCCUUUUCAACAGUGUUGUAGCAUAGAGACACACGUAUUAGAUGUAAACGCGAGCGCAAACGCAAGAAGACGAGAAUGGGUAUAGUUCUUUUUUCAUUUCUUGCUUACACGACUGUGUCUGCGUUUGUGUGUACGUCCGCGCAGCAAAUACGUGCAUUUCCUUCAAGUUGCAUUUGUAUUUGAGCUGUAUUUGCUUCGUAAUGUUAACAUGUUCCAACCAACAGCGUAGCUCCAUUUUUACGCAGUUAAACACUCACAAUUUUAUCUAUUCGCUCAGACGAAGGGCUAAUGCUCGGAACUUCAGCUUUAGAAACUGUUUACCAUGGUCUAUUCACUUAAUCACCUCAGUUGAUAAAGCCUAUUACUCCCCCCCCCCACUACAAUCUGUUCGGCGCAACGUGAUUCAUCAGGUAACAAUAAAGGGGUAAGUUUCUAAAAAGAAACUGCGUCUACAAUCUGUUUGGCGCACUGGGUGAUUUAUCAUGUAAAAAAAGACCGUUUUUAUUCGAUUGACGAAAAAUCAGCUUUUUACUUUUACGGUGGCUAAUUUACGUUUUCAACCCAGUUGUUAACACUAAAUUACCUGCUCAUCAGGUAACAGCCUUUUAUUCUCCAAAAAUAUCCAGGUAUCACAAUAGGAGACAUUGGAGCCAAGUUUUCUAUGAUGUACAACGGGAGUGACAAUGGAUAUCUAAUGUUUGACCGUGUCCGUAUUCCACUAGACCAGAUGCUAAUGGGUCUUUCAAAGGUAGUAUGAAAUGGGUUGUUGUGCUCGUAUAUAUGACUUGGCGUUAGUGCUGGCUCUUAUGGUACAAUGAUAAGUGGUUAGACACUGAAAGGGGUGGAAACCUCAUUGUGGUUGGAUAAGUUUUUCUAAUUAAAGACAGGUAAUGUUCAGAAUGCUCAAAACCAAACUUUCUCUCAUCACAGUUUAACGUAUUUUUAACUCGUGCUUAACGGUGGAAUAACAUAACAAGUAUCGCGAGUCGCUACUCGUGCGUUGUCAACCUUCCCAAACUGGUCUGAUACCAAUCGAAAAACGAAAUAAACCAUAUGAAUUAAUGACGGAAAAACUCAAAAUCCUUAAAUGGUUUAUCGCAAUAAAACGCGACCUGAAAUUCCUUGCUGUGAUAACAUUCUGUCUUCACUCCGAGAAAAGCGUACAUAACUUUCUAUCAAUCGCCCAGCCUGGCACUUUUUUUUUUUCAGUUAUUGUGUCUUUCCCCCUACACCUAUUUAGAUUUGAUUUUGAUAGGCUUCACAGUAAAUAUAUUGAUUUUACUAUCAAUAACCGACAGUUGUCCCCUGACGGAACCUUCACAAAACCAGCCAACUCCAAACUGUUGUACGGUACCAUGAGUUUGACGCGGGCAGGCAUUGUUGGCGACUCCUUCUGGCAGUUAUCAAAAGCGAUCACUAUCGCCAUUCGUUACAGUGCUGUGCGGCGCCAGGGUCAGCUGAAACAAGGGUAUGGGACAAGUUUAUUGGUUUUAGAAACCAUAUGCAUUCCUGUCAUCAACCUGUCGACACCCAAGAGUGACUAGCAUGAUAUUUUCUCGUUUCAUUACUACCCCUGGAUUAAACGUUGAGGUGACUCCUCAGAAAAAAAAGUUAUCGAACAAUUUUUUUUAACUUUCCUUAAAUAUACCCUACCAAUGUCUGUUUCGAAAAAUAUAAUAAAAAGGAUAGGUCACUGUGCUUGUUUAGGAGAUAUAAUGGACUAGACUCACCCCAUUUAUGUCUGCGUUGGCACUAUUCACGCGCGUCAUGUCAUCAGUUCACGGUACAUUUGCUGCAGCAGGAAGCAAGUGUUUUUAAGGUAACACUUGGAAAAAACUUGAUUUUUAGUAGAAAGAAAGCCUCGAGCGUUUGAAAUCGCGUAAAUUCAAACGAUAUCGACUCAAAACGUUCCUCGAGUCGUUCCUUUCAUGGUCGUUAUUCGCACCCUCGAGUAACGGGCUUCGUGCACGCUUUUAGUUUAUCUUUUAUCCCUUCGAAUAAUUUUUUUAAUUCCCUCAACUCAAAGGGGACAAAUUGACUCUUAGAUGCGCUUACUUGGCCGUUAAUGAGGACUCAGUUUGUUUUUCGUUUGUUUGUUUGUUUGAUUUGUUUUAACAUGAUGUUUUAAAUUGUUUGUUGGUUUGUGUGCGUCAGGUUUUUGUUUGUUUGUUUGUUUGUCUUUCGUUUGUCAUUAUACGCGUUACGAGAAGGUUUGGUUGAAUUAACCGUUGGUGAAACACUCGGAAACGUAUAUUUAGUGAUUUACCCACAAGUUGUCUUUGAUCUUACAACAGGGAACCCGAGACCCAGAUUAUCGAUUACAAGACACAACAGUACAAACUGUUACCCGGGCUGGCCAUGGCCUAUGCCUCAAAGUUUGCGUUUGAUCAUGUGUGGAGAUCGUUUCAGGAACGUCAAAAGAAAAUUGCAGCUGGUGACUUGUCCAUAUUACCAGAGGUAAAGUAAAACCUUUUCGUGUUCCCAGUCUGAAAAUGGUCUAUGGUAUAUGAGUUGAGAUACUAUGGGUUGUUAACCAGUCAAAAUUCAAUGUAAUAUACUAUCGCCAGCCCUUUUAAAUAGAGGAUGUCGUGUGGCAGCCAUUGUAAUACGAAUUUUAUCCUAAGUGAGAGAUAUUAUCGGCACGUAGAUUUUUCUUUUUUUUUUUCUUUUUUUUUUUUUUUUUUUUUUUGCAACAAACUUUGCCUAAGUUUUCCUCAAGUUUAUUCUUUUUUUUCUAUUUCUUAUUUGUAGAGCCAUGCUAUCACCAGUGGUCUCAAGGCGUUUUCGACUUCAACGGCCAUGCAUCAUGCAGAGACGUGCCGACUGGCGUGUGGUGGACAUGGCUACUUACUGUACAGCGGUCUUCCUGAAUUGUAUACAUUGUUGAAUGCUGCCUGUACUUACGAAGGAGAUAAUGAUGUUCUUUUCCUGCAAGUAGCAAGGUAAGCUUGUAUACAUUAUUGUACUGCCUAAAUGGAUGUAGGUGACGUCGCCCCCCCCCCUGCACGAGUCCCCCAAGUGAAGUUUCGUCGCCCCGAAGUGUGGUUGCGUCGCCCCGAAGUUUUUGUGCGUCACCCCCAACUUAAAGCUGCGUCGCCCCCGACUUUUAACCUAAAUGUAAUUGAGGUUUUAGAUGUACUUUUGUAGAAGGUUAAAAAGCUUUUAAGUUAGACGGCCCUACUAUCAAAAACGAUCGCAAUGUUUCGACGGCUUAGUGACCUGGUAGAAACAUCCCUCGCCCAGUGGUGAUGGGUUUGUGAAGUCACUUCUUACUUUGACUUUAAGCGUUUUUUUUUCCUUUGAAAGGAAAAAUUCAUGUAAUUUCACGUUCAUAUCCGCGCUUGGGAUCGUGUUCUCCCUCAUCAUUCGUGUAUUCAGCUUCUGGCAUUAGUUGAAAUUCUUCUCGCGCUGCACGACUGAUUACAUUUGCAAUGAUUAUAUUUUGUAACAGGUUUCUGGUAAAAAUCGCCUCUCAAGCUCAAGAGGGAAAAGCUCUACCUGUCUCACUGAGAUAUUUGUUACGAAGAAAUGAACAGUGUCCGGUAAUCAAUGGAGAAGGAUUUUUGGAGCCAGGUGUACAAAGAACAAUUUACCAGGACAGGACUGGCAGGUGAGAGAAUUUAACCGCUCCUACCCUACCCAAAAAAAUGAUUUAGGAAGCCCAUAAGUAGCCUAACCUACUCUUGAGUACCGUUAUGUGGCGAUCCCGCUAGAUACGUCAAGCGUCCCGCUUUUUCAAGCUUGAGGCGGGGUCCGGUCUCCGCCCGUUUAGUGGCCUUGUAGCUUGCAUCAGUGGUAAGCAUUUCCAUGUAGAAAAAGAAAUAGGCUGUCACUAAUUAAUUUAACGUUCCCUUGCGUUCAUUCAGCGAGGUGAGGGCUGUUGCAGAAAAGCUUCAAAGAAAAAUUUCCUCUGGAACGGACUCCUCUGAUGCUUGGAACGAGCUGUCUGUAGACUUACUACGCUGUGCUAAGGUGAGCCAGAGAGCGAGGUGACCAUAACACAAGCUGUGUUGCAGAGAAGUGUUCAGUCUUCGCUCAGUUCACUCUUAAAACUGUGCACUAGCCUGCAGUGCAGACGUCUUCUUAGGGCGAGUUAACGUGAUGAAGCUCGCGAUUGUUCAUUCAACUGGCCAUGUCUGAUUUGGAGUUACGUCGCUCACCCGCUUCAUACAAAUUUCUAUCUCUCCCCAGUCUUCCGCUGCCAUUAAGAUCAAAUAUGGUGACCUUCAUUUUCAUUAAGAAAAUACUGCGCACUCGUAGGCCAAAAUUACGCUUGCUAUGCAGGCUAACCGCUUACCAGCAACCCAACUAAUAAGCAGGAAACUGAGCGCAAUCUUGCCUUACGCACCCACGUUUUUCUUUUUCUCACUGGCUCUUCUCAGUGUUUUCCCCUUUUUGAUUGGCUGUUGCGAUUGAUUACGUUGUCAUCUUUGUUGUUGGGUUGGGCGUUGCGUUUUUCCGCGCAUAUACCCGCUCCCGUGUCAACACUUUGAGCUCUCAUUGGCUCUCCUCAAUAUUUUCCUUCUUCGGAUUUGCCGUUAUGAUAACGCGAUCUUUUGCUUCAGCCUUUUAAUGGAGUGUGCGCAGCCUUUGAUUCGCGCGGACGUCUGCAAGUAAUAUGUGCCUCCAAUAAAGAUAUCUCACUUAGAUAUAAAUUAUUAGUUUAUUUUUUCUCUUUGUUUCAGGGUUAUAGUCAUUGUGUAAUGGUUUCGUAUUUAUUGGAUUCGAUGGAGAACCUGUCUGGUGUUAGUUCAAGUUUACGCAGGGUGCUGAAAUGUGUGGCAGAUUUGUUUGUUCUUUGGGGUAUCGUUGAAGACUCAGGAAGUUUUCUGGAGGUAACAAACGAUUUUUUAGAUUAAAAACUUCGUAAGCAAGAGCGAUAAUGUUAUGAAGCUGGUAAUAGAAAUGAUUUUAGCUCAGAUGAAACGCCUAACAACCUUGACCUUCAUGCCGAGUGAUAAACAAACAAGAACAAACAAGCGAACAACAAAAGCUAUGAUGUAUCCAGCUUUAAGUAGUGUAGAAGAGAAACCUGCAUGAAAAAUGAAAAUAAAUGAUAGGAAGCCAUUUUUGAUAUCAGUUGUAUGAAGUAUCUGUUGCCUUCUUUUUUUUCUCUAUUUCCUGUUAGGCUGGAGUUCUUAACUGCACUCAAACUCAAACUAUACGACAACAAGUUUAUGAUUUGAUGGACAAGCUCAGGUGAGUUGACUAAGAAUAAAAAUCCCUAAUUCUUAAAAGGGUAGUUUAGUGUUAGCAACUGCGGAGUUGAUAACGUAAAUUGGCCACCGUAUAGAGUUUGAAAGCUGACGUUACGAGCGUUAGCCCUUUCGUCUUUCGCUCUGACGAAGGGCUCGAAAGUUCUGAUAUUCAAGGUUCUGAUAUUUAGCAGUUCUGGAAAGCUGGGUUUUUUUCUUUUUUUUCAACUUUGAAUUGUUUGAAUUUGAAUUGUUUGCUGUCAAGAUCUUCAAGAAUUUUAAUAGCAAUGAAAUUCGAAUAUUUGAAUCUUUAGGAAACGGAACAUAAUAAACUUGUCCUUUGACAGUUCUAUUCGUGAAAUUUAUAAGUUUAGAUAUGGCAUAAGGCCUGCAUUUUCGAGAGUAGGGCCUGGGCCUUAUAUUCGACAUGUGUGAACGCGAGUUAAGAAAAUUGAGUCGAGUACACAAGGUCGAGGCCAGGACAGAAUAGUCCUAGGAGAACUAAGGCCUUGAUAAUUAUCUCAGUCAUCGUUGUGAAACCGAAUCCAAAUCUAUUUUAGCCCGCGCGCUCGCCUGGUUGCUCAGACUGUUUUGUCAUUUUUUUUUUUUGGUUUCAGGUUUUUUUUCUUAAUGCCCCCCAAAGUUAUAAUGGUAAUAUAGUUUAUGUUCAUAGGAAUUAUUAUGUUUUGGGCUGUUCUAAGAGUCAGUUCAACCCUCUCUUAGCGGCGCGGGCUAAAAUGAUUGUGAGUCGGGGUUAAAACAUCUUUAUGCCCAAGAACAUAAGCGCUGUUGUCUUAUGAUAUCGUGAACAGGUUUGAAAAACAGCAGCUUGUUUGAGUUAACCCGAUUUUCUUGUUUCUGUAUUUCUCAACGUAAAGACCUGAAGCAGUGGCUCUGGUUGACGCCUUUGAUCAUUCAGAUUACGUACUUAACUCUCCAUUGGGACGUUUCGAUGGCAACGUAUAUGAAGACCUUUUCAGAUGGGCGCAAAGAUCGGAGUUAAAUGAUGAACAGGUACAGUUUAUUAAUUUUUGAUGGAUAAAGAAAUGUGCAAUCGAGUUUCGUUACUAAUCUGGGAUCGCUAUGUAUUUGCUUUACUUUGCUUUGUGAGUGGUGCCGAAAACUCGUGCAAUCCUCUCAGCCAAUCAGAUUCAACACUAAAUGCAACCCGCGCUUUAUUAAAUUGUCUUAAAAAAAUGAAUAAAUUUGCUUUCUUUUUGGUUAAUUGUGAAAUUUUCUUAUCCUCGGAUUGGCUAUCGUGAUCACUUUAGUUUUGUUUUUAAACAUUCAUUCAUAGAGCGCUCUAUCAUGCAGAAACAUCGGUAAGAGGUAUAAAAAAUUUAGGGCAUUACGACAAAACCGGCUCAAAGUAAGAGUUACCAAGAUGCGGUUGGUUUUUGUAUUGUAUCUGGGCUUGGGUUUUCCAAAUCCUAUGAACACCACUAUAGGGUUGCCUGUGUGUCAUAAAACCAUUCGUUACCGUGCCAACUAAACCUGUUUUAUUAAAGGACUUUGUUUUCAUUUCAGGUGCAACCAGGCUACUACAAAUACCUGCGGCCACUAAUGCAAAACAACAAAUCUAAACUAUAAUAAUAUUUUAAUUACGAUAUAGAUCAAAUUGAACGUGUCAUUUUGGCGUGCUUAAUAAGGGUAAUAAGUGUAAGUAGAGUUCAAUUCGGUCUGUAAUCAUACGUUGAGUGAUUAACAACAUCAGUCGACCAAAUAGCGGGAGCCCGAUUUGUUUUUUAGAAGUCUUGAGAUUCUCUUCCUCGAAUUCAAUAACAAUCUGGAGAAGUAACCCCUAACAAAAUCGUUCGCGCACCCCACUUUAAAAAGCCAUUUGAAGCUGUAGGUUUGAUCUUGUCGUCCAAUCGUCCUGGUAAGGGGACUCCUUAAAAGGGGGUAAGUUUAUAAAGAAUCUGUUGAGCUGCGUCGGUGGGAGAAUAUAACAGGAUAAUUCGCGACUUCGCUCCGAUGAAGGGCUAACGCUCGAAACGUCAGCUUUAAAACUCUUUACGGUGGCCAAUUUACGUUAUCAACUCCGUUGAUAAUACCAAAAUUGUCUUGUGAAGGACUGUUGUUGGUAAUAGUGACUGAUAUUUCAACAACCUGAGUGGAAGUCAUCAUCAGGAACAAUUGAAUAGUUGUUGUCAGUAUAAUAUGUCCGGUUCAUGUGAAUUGACUGGUCAGUUCAGCCGUGAUGGUAAUGGCUAUAAGACUCAGUUGGUGUAAUUCGGUUGUGAUUAGUCAGUUUCAAUCCGUGGGUAAUGUUACAUCGUUCUGUUGGGUUCGUUUGUGGUGUAUCGUAAAUGAGCAGAUUAUUGUUCAUCUUGAAAAAUAAAAUGCUUAAAAUAUAAUUUGGUUCUAUUUUUGCAUAGUAUUCCUGUUAAACAUUGUUACUGACGAAGGAUUCAGUAACCAAAGAACGACAGCAAUUAAUAAAAGCAAGAUUUUACAGAUUGACUUCUUCAGGUUUCGUAGUUGAUGAC
Molecule: messenger RNA, 11925 nt
Organism: Pocillopora meandrina
Lineage: Eukaryota; Metazoa; Cnidaria; Anthozoa; Scleractinia; Pocilloporidae
Source: the annotation of a GenBank genome assembly